AUGCAGCGCAAGGCGGUUGACUCGCGCAUUCCAGCGCUCAUUCAAAAUGGCCUGCAGGAAAAGAAGAGAAGCUUCUUCGUCGUGGUGGGAGACAGGUCGAAGGACGUGAUCGUGCGUCUGCAUUAUAUCAUGUCCCAGUUUGAUAUCAAGCAGAACAAAUCAGUUCUUUGGGCUUACAAGAACAAGCUCUUGGGCUUCACCAGUCACCGAAAGAAGCGCGAGCAAAAGAUCAAGAAGGAGAUCAAGCGAGGAAUUCGAGAAGCCAAUACCGAGGACCCCUUCGAGCUGUUCGUAUCGCUACACAAUAUUCGAUAUACCUACUAUAAGGAGACCGACAAGAUCCUAGGUCAGACCUUCGGCAUGUGUAUUCUCCAGGACUUCGAGGCCAUUACCCCCAAUAUUCUCGCCCGAACGAUCGAAACUGUCGAGGGUGGUGGAUUGGUUGUUUUGCUCCUCAAGGGCAUGAACAGUUUGAAGCAGCUUUACAGCCUGUCAAUGGAUGUCCACUCACGUUAUAGGACAGAGGCCCACGACGAUGUAGUGGCGCGUUUCAACGAGCGAUUUAUUCUCUCUCUGGGAAGCUGCAACUCUUGCUUGGUUAUUGAUGACGAGAUGAACGUUCUCCCUAUCUCAGGCGGAAAGGGUGUGAAGAAGCUUCCUCCUCCGGACCUCGACAAUCCCAAGACAGAGUCGCAAAUUGAGCUUGAGGCCAUGAAGGAGCAGAACGAGGGACGACAGCCCGUAGGACCUCUUAUUUCUCUUGCCAAGACUGUCGACCAGGCCAAAGCUCUUAUCACAUUCACAGAUGCCAUCGCUGAGAAAACCCUACGGAGCACAGUUACUCUUACUGCUGCUCGUGGUCGUGGAAAGUCUGCGGCUAUGGGUGUCGCUGUCGCAGCUGCUGUUGCGUAUGGAUACAGCAACAUUUUUAUCACCUCUCCCUCACCUGAGAACUUGAAGACUCUGUUUGAGUUUGUCUUCAAGGGUUUUGACGAGUUGGGCUAUGCUGACCACGCCGAUUACUCUAUUAUUCAGAGUACAAACCCCGACUUCAACAAGGCCAUCGUUCGAGUCAACAUUCACAGACAGCACAGACAGACCAUUCAGUACAUUCGACCUCAAGAUGCACACGUGUUAGGGCAGGCCGAGUUGGUGGUUAUCGAUGAGGCUGCGGCUAUUCCUCUGCCUCUUGUGAAGAAGCUCAUGGGCCCUUAUCUUGUCUUCAUGGCUUCUACUAUCAACGGUUAUGAGGGUACAGGUCGAUCUCUUUCUCUCAAGCUCAUCAAACAGUUGCGAGACCAGUCGCGCACUGCUACCACAGCUGGCGAGGGCAUGGAGAUCACUGAUCGAUCAACUGGUAAGACCUCAAAGACCGAGGAGUUCCAGGCAGGACGAAAGCUGCGAGAGAUCACAUUGUCUGAGCCUAUUCGAUAUGCCCAGGGAGAUGCUGUCGAGAAGUGGCUCAACACGGUUCUCUGCCUCGACGCGACUCUGCCCAAGGCCAAGUCGAAUAUCAACGGAUGCCCCGACCCUACACAAUGUCAGCUCUUGAACGUCAACCGAGAUACUUUAUUCUCCUUUCACCCCGUGUCCGAGAAGUUCCUUCAGCAAAUGGUUGCGUUGUAUGUAGCUAGCCACUACAAGAACUCGCCAGACGACCUUCAACUCAUGAGUGAUGCCCCCGCACACGAGCUCUUCGUUCUUGUUCCUCCUGUUUCUGAGGAUAGCUCCAGACUACCCGAGCCUCUGUGUGUCAUUCAGGUUUCGCUGGAAGGAAAGAUCAGCAGACAGAGCGUCCUUAACAGUCUGAGCCGAGGACAGCGACCAUCUGGUGAUCUCAUUCCUUGGCUUGUCAGCCAGCAAUUCCAAGACGAGGAAUUUGCUUCCCUAUCUGGUGCCCGAGUGGUUCGUAUUGCCACAAACCCUGAGUAUGUUUCAAUGGGAUACGGUUCCAAGGCUUUGGAACUGCUCGUUGACUACUACGAAGGGCGCUUCGCCAAUCUAUCCGAAGAUGAGGAUCAGAUUAUGGAGGAGACAAUGACUCGAGUUACUGAUGCUGAGCUCGCCAAUGCCAACUUGCUCGACGAUGACAUCAAGGUUCGGGAUAUCAAUAAGAUGCCUCCCUUGUUCGCCAAGCUGUCAGAGAAGAAACCCGAGCGACUUGACUAUGUUGGUGUUAGCUACGGAUUGACUCAGCCUCUUCACAAAUUCUGGAAGAAGGCCUCCUUCGCGCCCGUCUACUUAAGACAGACUGCCAACGAUCUGACUGGUGAGCACACAUGCGUCAUGCUGCGGCCCCUUGAGAACAGUGAGGACCGAAGCUGGCUCGGUGCUUUUUCCAGAGAUUUCCAGAAGCGUUUCCUGUCCCUCCUGUCUUACCAGUUCCGCACAUUCACUCCUAUCACUGCCCUUAGUAUCGACGAGGCCGCCAAGUUGGGAGCGCAGCUGGACUCAGUUGAAGUUCAACCAUUGACCAAGGCUGAUCUUGAUGUCUAUAUGAGCCCUUUCGACCUGAAGCGACUCGAGUCAUAUGCCAACAACAUGCUUGACUACCACGUUGUUCUCGAUCUUGUUCCAACCAUCGCCCACCUCUAUUUCACAGGACGCAUCAAGGGAGAUGUUACUUUAUCAGGCGUCCAGCAGGCUGUCAUGCUGGCUCUUGGUCUGCAGCGCAAAGAUAUCGAUGUGGUUGCCCAGGAGAUUAACAUGUCCACCUCUCAAGCCCUUGCUAUGUUCAUUAAGAUGAUGCGAAAGGUUACUAAACACUUCGCCGGUCUCGUCUCUGAAGCUGUGGGCGCAGAACUUCCCAAGGCUGAACGUCUUGGUGUGAGUCGCGAGAAUGCUAGUGGCGCACACGACGAUGAGAUCGUCGAUGAACGUUACGUUCCUCUGACUACAACAUUGGACGACGAACUCGAGGAGGGUGGUGAUGAAGCGAUGAGGGAGCUCAAGAAGAAGCAAAGAGAGCUCAUUGACUCUUUGCCCCUUGACCAAUAUGAGAUUGAAGGAGAUACUCCUGCUUGGGAAGAGGCGGAAAAACAGGUACUGAGUGCGACAAAGCAGGGCAAGUCAAACCCUGUGGUCAGCGUAAAGUCAGCCAAGCAAAAGAGAAAGGCCGGCGGCCAGACAGCGGCUGAGGUGUAUGAGGAGGCAUUUGGCGAGAAGAAGAAGAAGAGCAAGAGGGUGAAAAAGUCGGCGUGA
This is a messenger RNA of Fusarium mangiferae, 3201 nucleotides long. RefSeq lists its product as uncharacterized. The coding region runs from base 1 to 3201 and encodes 1066 amino acids. The transcript has 4 exons. Gene Ontology annotation, cellular component: 90S preribosome; nucleolus. Lineage: Eukaryota; Fungi; Ascomycota; Sordariomycetes; Hypocreales; Nectriaceae. Gene Ontology annotation, biological process: rRNA acetylation involved in maturation of SSU-rRNA. Gene Ontology annotation, molecular function: tRNA binding; 18S rRNA cytidine N-acetyltransferase activity; ATP binding. The record is from RefSeq and is a predicted model, not a curated record.